Molecule: messenger RNA, 2609 nt
Organism: Acomys russatus (golden spiny mouse)
Lineage: Eukaryota; Metazoa; Chordata; Mammalia; Rodentia; Muridae
Gene: Foxc1
Product: forkhead box C1
Exons: 1
Coding region: 69-1724 (551 amino acids)
Biological process (GO): regulation of transcription by RNA polymerase II; anatomical structure morphogenesis; cell differentiation
Molecular function (GO): DNA-binding transcription factor activity, RNA polymerase II-specific; RNA polymerase II cis-regulatory region sequence-specific DNA binding
Source: RefSeq, a predicted model, not a curated record
GCGGCGCGGCCCGGCCCGAGCAAGGGCGGGGGUCGGCGAGCAGCGCCUGGCGGCGGUGAGCCGGGGCCAUGCAGGCGCGCUACUCCGUGUCCAGCCCCAACUCCCUGGGAGUGGUUCCCUACCUCGGCGGCGAGCAGAGCUACUACCGCGCGGCCGCAGCGGCGGCCGGGGGCGGCUACACCGCCAUGCCGGCCCCUAUGAGCGUGUACUCGCACCCUGCUCACGCUGAGCAGUACCCCGGCAGCAUGGCGCGCGCCUACGGGCCUUACACGCCGCAGCCGCAGCCCAAAGACAUGGUGAAGCCGCCCUACAGCUACAUCGCUCUUAUCACCAUGGCCAUCCAGAAUGCUCCGGACAAGAAGAUCACUCUGAAUGGCAUUUACCAGUUCAUCAUGGACCGCUUCCCCUUCUACCGGGACAAUAAGCAAGGCUGGCAGAACAGCAUCCGGCACAACCUCUCACUCAACGAGUGCUUCGUCAAGGUGCCCCGCGACGACAAGAAGCCAGGCAAGGGCAGCUACUGGACGCUGGACCCGGACUCCUACAACAUGUUCGAGAAUGGAAGCUUCCUGAGGCGGCGGCGGCGCUUCAAGAAGAAGGACGCGGUGAAGGACAAGGAGGAGAAGGGCCGGCUGCACCUCCAGGAACCGCCGGCGACACAGGCCGGCCGCCAGCCCACGUCCGCGCCCCCGGAGCAGGCUGAGGGUUCUGCUCCCGGGCCGCAGCCGCCGCCCGUGCGCAUCCAGGACAUCAAAACAGAGAACGGUACGUGUCCCUCGCCGCCCCAGCCCUUGUCCCCGGCUGCCGCCCUAGGCAGCGGUAGCGCCGCCACAGUGCCUAAAAUCGAGAGCCCCGACAGUAGCAGCAGCAGCCUGUCGAGCGGGAGCAGCCCCCCGGGUAGCCUGCCGUCGGCGCGGCCACUGAGCCUGGACGCUGCAGAACCCGCGCCGCCGCCACAGCCCGCGCCGCCGCCGCAUCACAGCCAGGGCUUCAGCGUGGACAACAUCAUGACGUCGCUGCGGGGGUCGCCGCAGGGCUCGGCCGCGGAACUUGGUUCCAGCCUCCUGGCCUCCGCGGCAGCGUCCUCUCGAGCGGGCAUCGCUCCCUCGUUGGCGCUGGGAGCUUACUCGCCUGGCCAGAGCUCCCUCUACAGCUCCCCCUGCAGCCAGAGCUCCAGUGCGGGCAGCUCGGGCGGCGGUGGCGGAGGUGGCGGCGGCGGCGGCAGCAGCGCGGGGGGUACCGGGGGUGCCGGCACCUAUCACUGCAACCUGCAGGCCAUGAGCCUGUACGCGGCGGGCGAGCGCGGCGGUCACUUGCAGGGCCCGGCUGGAAGCUCAGGCAGCGCAGCGGUGGACGACCCCCUGCCUGACUACUCACUGCCCCCUGCUACCAGCAGCAGCUCUUCGUCCCUGAGUCACGGAGGGGGCGGCCAGGAGGCCAGCCACCACCCCGCGUCCCACCAAGGCCGGCUCACCUCAUGGUACCUGAACCAGGCAGGUGGAGACCUGGGUCACUUGGCGAGCGCAGCGGCGGCCGCUGCAGCCGCGGGCUACCCUGGCCAACAGCAGAACUUCCACUCGGUGCGGGAGAUGUUCGAGUCGCAGAGGAUCGGCUUGAACAACUCUCCGGUGAAUGGGAAUAGUAGUUGCCAAAUGGCUUUUCCUGCCAGCCAGUCUCUGUACCGCACGUCGGGGGCUUUCGUCUAUGACUGUAGCAAAUUCUGACCCCAUCCUUGACACCCUCAGAGCUGGACGAAAUGGAAGCCCAGAGCAGGAGCAGUAAAAGAACCCAGCAAUAUAAAAUCGAAACUAAAAAACAUAAAAAAAAUUAAAACUGAGAAGAUUCACCACACCAGCGAACAGAAUCUCUCCCGAAAUUCAAUUCACCAGCUCAAAGAAAAUCUAUUUUUCUAAAAGAUUAACUCAGCGCCUCCUCCACUUUGCCUUAUCUAAGUAAGCGAAACCGUAAACUAUUUUGUACAGACAGCAAAAUCAUGGUUUAUUAAAGGACAGUUUACUCCAGAUACCACGUAAGUUUCUUCUUGCGUUCAGAGACCGCCUUCCUGCUCCUUCAUCUUGCCCCUCUGCCUCUGCCUUGCCUCUCACCUGUAAGAUAUUUUAUCCUAUGUCGAAAGAAAGGGGAAAGUCCCUGUUUAUGAAAAUUGCUUUCUUUUUAUUCAUGGACUUGUUUUUAAAUGUAAAUUGCAAUAUAGUAAUUUAUUUUUAAUUUGUAGUUGGAUGUUACGGACCAAACACCAGAAAGUGUUCCAAAAGCUUUUAAAGUUAAAUUGCCUGAAACUUUAAAAUGUGCCUUUUCUCUCAUUAUAAAAAGGGAAACUGUAUUAAUCUCAUUCUAUCAUCCUUUUUGUUGAUCAUAUCCAUUGUUUGUUUAUUAAUAAAUUGCCAUUCAGUUUGAAUAAGACCUAUAUGUCUGGGUACUUUAAUACAGCUUUAGUAUAAAGAAAAUUUUCAGAGAGGAAAUUGUAGGAGACCUCUGCCAGAUCUCUGAAAUGUGGAGAAAACCUCCUCUAGUUCACAGCAAAUUUCGCUAAAGGCAUUUUUAAAAUUGUUUAGUAGAUUUUUCCCCCUAUGGCUUUUUUUUUUUUUUUU